Molecule: messenger RNA, 4560 nt
Organism: Mauremys mutica (yellowpond turtle)
Lineage: Eukaryota; Metazoa; Chordata; Testudines; Geoemydidae
Gene: KCNG2
Product: potassium voltage-gated channel modifier subfamily G member 2
Exons: 4
Coding region: 302-1873 (523 amino acids)
Biological process (GO): protein homooligomerization; potassium ion transmembrane transport
Cellular component (GO): membrane; voltage-gated potassium channel complex
Molecular function (GO): voltage-gated potassium channel activity; protein binding
Source: RefSeq, a predicted model, not a curated record
CAGGGGUCUUACAGACAAGUCUUCACUACGUCACUGAUUCAUCUCUAGAGCACUCUCCAGCCUGUGCACUGAAUGAUGCAGACGUCCUGUGGAAAAAUUACUAGUGAAGACAGUUGCUGAAUAGUUCAUGCACACCAUGGUUUCCUCUUGCUACUCAUGUCAUAAACUGAGAGGCAACUUUCAUCUUCUGUGGACAAAGAAAAUUAUAUUUUUGGAAUUCUACAGAGACCAGACUGGCCACUUGUCUCCACUUUAUAAUCUCUUUCUCUGAGUAGAUCAGAUACCUCCAUGAACAUAACAAAUGUAUCAGGAAAUGGCAUUGCUCACUGGGAACGCAGAUCCCAAGUUCACUUCGUAUUCCUACAACAAUUUGGAAAACCUGUGCGAGGUGCAGACCAAGAAAGGGUUCUUCUACAAGAAAGCCAAGCUUCUUCACCCUGGGGAAGACUUGUGCUGCUUGGCCCAUCUAGAGGACCGCACCAGGCAUGUGAUCAUCAAUGUAGGUGGCAUUAAAUACAGGAUUCCGUGGACCACACUGGAGAACUGCCCUUUGACCAGGCUUGGAAAACUAAAAUCUUGUAACAACUAUGAUGAGAUCAUGGACAUCUGUGAUGAUUAUGAUGUCAGCUGCAAUGAGUUUUUUUUCGACCGUAACCCUUGUGCCUUCAGGACCAUCAUGACUUUCCUGACAGCUGGGAAGCUGAGGCUUCUAAGGGAGAUGUGUGCCCUCUCUUUCCAAGAGGAGCUGGUGUAUUGGGGGAUCGAAGAGGAACACCUGGAGUGGUGCUGUAAGAAAAGAUUACGACAGAAGGAGGAGGAGGUAGCCGAGGCCACGCAGUAUGAGAGAGAGAUGAUGAUUAAUGAAAGUCCACAAUGUGCCUUCCAGGACACUAGCCGUUCAGGUCUGUGCAUGAGAAAGCUCAGGGAUAUGGUGGAGAACCCUCACUCAGGGAUCCCAGGAAAGAUCUUUGCUUGUAUAUCAGUCUCAUUUGUGGCCAUCACUGCAGUGAGUCUCUGUAUCAGCACCAUGCCAGAUCUCCGAGAAGAGGAAGAGCGGGGUGAAUGUUCUCAGAAGUGCUACGACAUCUUUGUGUUGGAGACGGUUUGCGUUGCUUGGUUUUCCUUUGAGUUCCUCCUGCGCUCCAUUCAGGCAGAAAGCAAGUGCGCCUUCCUGAAGACCCCCCUCAACAUAAUCGACAUCUUAGCCAUCUUGCCUUUCUACAUCUCUCUGAUAGUGGAUAUGGUCUCUGCUAAAAACAGCAACAGGAAGCCUGGCAGUGGAGCAGGAAACAAGUACUUGGAGCGAGUGGGCCUGGUUCUACGCUUCUUGCGGGCUCUCCGCAUCCUGUAUGUCAUGAGGCUGGCACGCCAUUCACUGGGACUGCAGACACUGGGACUCACUGUGCGCCGCUGCACCAGGGAAUUUGGACUCCUCCUCCUCUUCCUUUGUGUUGCCAUGGCGCUCUUUUCUCCACUGGUUUAUUUGGCAGAGAGCGAACUGGGAGCCAAGCAAGAAUUCACUAGCAUUCCCAUUAGCUAUUGGUGGGCUGUAAUCUCUAUGACAACUGUAGGCUAUGGAGACAUGGUACCUCGGAGCAUCCCGGGACAGGUAGUAGCCCUGAGCAGUAUCUUGAGUGGUAUUUUGCUGAUGGCUUUUCCAGUCACUUCCAUCUUUCACACUUUUUCCCGCUCCUACACAGAGCUAAAGGAACAGCAGCAGCGAGCUGCAAGCAGACAGUUGCACCAGCUAGAGGAAACCACCAGAUCCCCAAAUGGUGACAGUUCUCAGGGACUGGGUACCUCCUCCCCACUAGACGCAGCUGGGGCGUGGCGUAAGCCAGCAGUGAACCAAGAAGACAAGAGGAAGUGUUGACUGCAAACAACUAAAAGAUUUAGCCAGCAGCACUGAACUAGCAAACGAGAGAGUUCCAGAUCUGAAACAAAACCCUAUGGAACGAACAUAAAUCAGGGUAUACAGUGAGACCUGUGCAAGAGACUGUCCUUCUUGAGUAACUUUUAGUGUCCCUAAAAACAACGUGGAGUACCGUUCUGCUCCCUCUUUCGUAGAAGGCCGCUUUCGUUAAGCAACUGAUUUUGGGCAGCCCCCAAGGAGCAGUUGCUUAAGCCAGGUUUCCACUGUGUCCGCUAACAAGAAAAAAUAAAUUUGGAGAGAGAAUUCAUCCUAAGGGUCCAUUGCCGGGGGAAAUAAGGGUGCCAUUUACUGUACAUAAGCUUCCUGGUAGCCCUACUCUUUGCUGAGAAUGUCCCAAAACCCUUAUUCCCUAUGCACAAUGGAUUCAAUCUAUGUGGCACCUCCAUGGGGUGUACAUCUCAAAGUGUAAAGGGGAAAGUUGAAAGAUGGGGGAGAGAGGCCUGCCUUGACCAGCAGAAGGGCAAAUUUAUCCCUAUUCCCUGGUCUUUUAAUAAAUAGUGAUUUAUUUAUUUAUUUAUUAAAUUGGGAACCAUAAUCUGGGCUGCCUGCUGACAGGUCUGACUUGUGCUCUUGCUCUUUAUGCAUUAUUUAGUAAACAUGCAUAUCUACAAUAGUAGGCUUUGCACUUUAGCCCUGAUGACAGAUCUAUACAUGGACAACCUUGUUAAUGAUACUGAACGUCAACUUGUUUUCCUUUGCUCACAUUUGCACAUGGCUUAAAAAAAACCAAAAAUGUGUUCCUCUGUUAGCCUCCUCCUUCCUGUGUUUUAAAGACUGUUUAACAUUUAAGCAAAAAUUAAAAGCACCUGCCCAAUAGGGGUAGCCUUAUGGUAAGGCAGGGUGGGAAUAGUUGCAGAGACUCAUGUUUGUAGUUUUCUGCAGUGGUACUUUGAAGACUGCAGCUCUAUACAAAGGGCUUGAUCCAAACCCAUUAAGUCAAUGGGAGACUUUCCAUGGACUUUGGGGAUCAAGCCUCAAAGCAGCAGCUGUCCCACAUGUUAGGGAAUAAUCUUGGGAAGAGAUGAUCUUUUCAGACCCAGGUUACAUCCGUCCAUCCCUCCCUUCCCCCUAGUUUUCAUUCCAAAAGAUCACUACAUUUAAACAAAAAGUCCGUGCCACAAAAACUCAACCAUUUUUUGUUUAUUGAAUCAAAUUUUUCAUAUCAUGAGCAUCUGUGAGCUCUCUGCCCCAUGCUGCUCCUUCUUCGCUGUGUAGCUGGUUCAGUUCAGCGUGUAGCGUACAUCUGGAUGGAUUCCUAAUACUGGGUAUCAUUUAAGAAAAACAACAUUGACGGGCACCUCAUUCUUUACUGAUGUAGGAACAUUACACUGCCCUUUUCUGUUCCACCGCAGCUGUCAGGAAAUGAACAAAUACUCGUAUAUUACAGAUGGGUUUUUUUCCCCCAAUGGAGACGAGAAUAACCCUACACUAGAAGAUGACUGUAGUAAGCCAUUGCUCAAAGGAAUGGACUGAAAGACAUAAAAGGUUGUUUUAUUUUAAUAAAAACUGGAAGUUUUGUUCCUGUAUUGUUGCAUUGGCUUUUCUUUUCCUUUUGAGGCUGUGCCAUGUGCUCCAAUGUCCCCACAGCUGACAGUAGCCAUUUGCUCUUCCUGGCCUGUGUUAAUCAUUGGCCAUGAUCAGAACAACGGGUCAAGGAAUUUGAAAAAUCUGUUUAAUUUAAAAAACAAGAUGAAAAGCUGAGCUGGCAGACACCAGUGCAGCCACUUCCAUUCUCACAUAGGUGCCAGCUCGGAGUCUAAGGUUGAGAUGGGAGGGGCACCUACCCCUCCCAUUGACUCCAAGGAGAAUUGUGGUGUCUCAGUCCCACCCAGGAGUGAGCCCUUUUAAAAGGGCCUUCUGGACAUACAGCACAGUAACAUAAUCUGGGGAGACAUCCCCUUGCCCCUGCUGAACCUCACAUCCAAGCUGUGGAACUAGCAUCCCCUCAGUGUGGGAUCCACAGAAAUACCAUGCUGGAGUUUUUUUCUAUGCGCUUAGCUUCAGCAAGAUUAGCCUCAUGCCUCCAAACAAUUUUGGUGUCCCAGAGAGAGGUGAAAGUGAAUAACAGAUUAAAAGCUAUAUACUGCCUCUUCUUACAAGAAAAGGAGGAGAAAAAAAGAUUGACCUGCCCCCUCUGUGAGCCACUUCCAGGCCUGCCAAUUGCUGCCAGCAUCUUCACAGCAUCGUUCUUUUUGAGUUAUUAAAAAAAUGAUUGGUCAGUAGUAAAGCAGCCACCACACAAACCUUAUGGUUUCUGCCCAGAGCUCAGGUCUCUGAGUACUGCCUUGCAGUGGAGAAUUAGAAUGAAGCAUCAUACUGCUGGAGAAUUGCCACGUACUGCUACAAUUUGAUAUUUUAAACUGGAGCAGGAUUUUCAUGUGUUAAGUCUAUUAAGGCUCGUCUUCAAGGCCCAGAAUACUAGCCUGCUAAAUGUAAAAUCAAGCUGUACUGUAUGGUAAUGCAUGCAGUAUGGAGGCGAUGAAGAAUGUGGCAAAGUAUUCUUGCCCCAAAACUUAAAAUUAAAGCAGCUCACAGAUUCUCCAGCUGAACUCAAUAGACAAAAUCAUUUCAUAGUAUUUGCUUUAGUUCAUGAACACCGUAUGCUGUUUAUACAUGUAGUCUAAACA